UCAUAUUCAUUCAAUAUCAUUUGACAACAUAAACAAUCAUAAUUUUUAUUCAAAUAAUUUAAUAGUUAGUGAUGACAUAAGCUUCUUUUUUUUGUUAUCCCUUCUCUCUCUAAUGUGGACGCCGCAGCAACUGCUCCAACCAGUGCCACCCCACACACUCUUCCACUCUUAUUCGCCUUCAAAUCUUACAAAGAUUCCAUCUUUUGCGAAACUGAAUUCGACCCACCAUUCCAAAAUUCGCAAUGGAGUUGCGAAGACCUCAAUAACUUUGGAAGAACUUCCCCCAAACGCGCUUCGGAGGAAGCGGGAAGCCGAAUGGAGCGGAGGAUUCUCCCUUGGCUUGGAUUUGGGAAUGGCUCGCACUGGGAUUGCACUCAGCAAAGGCUUCAUUGUUCGCCCUUUAACGGUUUUGGAACUCCGAGGACAGAAACUCGAGGUGCAGAUAAUGAACAUUGCCGAAAAACAGGAGGCUGAUGAGUUUAUAAUUGGACUUCCAAGAUCUUCUGAUGGAAAAGAAACAACACAGUCGAACAUAGUCCGUACCGUUGCCGGAAGGCUAGCUGUUCGGGCUGCUGAGAGGGGUUGGAGAGUAUAUCUACAGGAUGAACACGGAACAACAACAGAUGCCAUCGUUCGAAUGGUCGACAUGGGAUUGAGUAAGUCUAAUCGGCAGAAGAAACUUGAUGCCUAUGCUGCUGUGAUGUUACUGGAGAGAUAUUUCUCGACAUCAGGUGAGAAAACUGAACUCGUCUUGCCGAAGAAUCUUGAACUACAAGAAAAGCUUAGAAAGGGGCCUCCGAAAGAUGAUGAUUUUUACUCCGAUGAAGAUUAAUCACAGAAUAAAAGAGUUUGUACCAUUCCAUCAUUCAUGUUCACAGAGUUGAAGUGUGCAUGAGGAAAAGUUAAGGUUAAAGUUGUUGGUGAGUAAUGUGUCUGUUUUGUUGAAAUUGUUAAUAGGCUUUUUGUGACUGUGAAGAUACUUGAGAUGAUUUAGUUAAUUCAAUUGAGAAACUGAAUGAAUACAGUGAAUGCCUUUAGGUUU
Lathyrus oleraceus (garden pea) is the source of this 1042-nucleotide messenger RNA. RefSeq lists its product as uncharacterized. Gene Ontology annotation, biological process: rRNA 5'-end processing. The record is from RefSeq and is a predicted model, not a curated record. The transcript is spliced from 6 exons. Lineage: Eukaryota; Viridiplantae; Streptophyta; Magnoliopsida; Fabales; Fabaceae. Bases 113 to 832 code for a protein of 239 amino acids.